Messenger RNA from Phytophthora infestans T30-4, 1490 nucleotides. RefSeq names its product tRNA pseudouridine synthase, putative. The transcript has 8 exons. Lineage: Eukaryota; Oomycota; Peronosporomycetes; Peronosporales; Peronosporaceae. The record is from RefSeq and is a predicted model, not a curated record. Gene Ontology annotation, molecular function: RNA binding; pseudouridine synthase activity. The coding region runs from base 1 to 1446 and encodes 481 amino acids. Gene Ontology annotation, biological process: tRNA pseudouridine synthesis.
AUGGACGUCUCGAACGUGUUGCGCGGUGGCUUGCUGUCCGCCAAGGCACUGCAACGCGUCCAGGAGCUGGGUGUAUGCGAUCGAUGCUGUCUGCGCUUCGCUGGAGUUGAGGACUCGGACGUUUACGCCUACACUGAAGAGAAACUUGCAGAUGCAAUGAACGAUUUUAUUAAAGAGAGUGGCGUGGUCGAGCCGAAAGAGGUCGUCGGCUGCACGUGCUGUGUGGGUGUACUGAAUGGCGCAUUCCAUGAGAAGAUUCUGGCGGAUGUACAGCAAUUAGCAGAGGAGGCCGACUACGACGUCAAGGCCUUCUCUCUAAACAUCAAACUGCCCAGCGUCGUACUGCUGCGGGAGUACGCGCUGCUUAAAUUCUUGCGCUCGAAUGUCGACAAUUUUCCGCGCAAAAUACCGUUUGAUAUGAAGGAUGUGCUUAAGUCCUUACUGGCGCCUACCAUAUCGCGAAUGCUGAAGAAUGCCGAGUGUGCUACUAAAAGCGAAUUCGCAGUGCUGGUCGACAUUAAACACGAUGAAUCCGCUGACGAAGUGCGUCAGAUUCCGGCCAUCAAGAAGCAGCUAGACGGCACCCGAAAGCGUGGUCGUGGACCACCUCCGGUUUUCGAUGGCUUUGGUGCGGUUUCUCGUGCUCUAGCAGCACUGACGAGUAUGCCUGAGUCAAUUAAAAGCCCUCCCUCUCGGCUCACUACUGCACCGGAGGCUGCUGCUUCCUUCGAGCGCGACUCCGUGUACAUGCAAGGACGAUACCUUAAAUUCCAGCGUGGACUAAGUCAAACGCCGUGGGUUCUGGAUGGUGUGCGAAUGGGCGAAUCAUCUGUGGAAGAAUGCAUUGGCGAUGUCGCUCUGCCGUUUUUUCGGGGAUCGAGCUACAAGUUCCACACUGCGGGUCGUGAAGAUGUCGACGUGCGGAUGCUUGGGAACGGAAGGCCUUUCAUCUUGGAGAUCUUGGGUGCAUACCUGAGUGAGGACGAGUAUGACCAGAUUCAAAAGGCUGCCAACGAUGCGAACAAUGGCGCUGUCGAGAUUGUGCAAGUCAAGAGCUCCACAAAGGACUAUUUCGCAGCAUUGCAGGCUGGUGCUGACUCCAAGAAGAAGACUUAUUGCUGUGUUGUUUGGUCAGAAGGAGAAUUGACACCGGAAGCUAUUGCGAAGAUUGACUCGAUCCAAGACCUUACCAUUCAGCAGCAGACACCCGUCCGUGUGUUGCACCGCAGGACGUUGAUGACGCGGCCGAAGAUUAUUCAUGCAGCCAAGUGUGAGGUGUUGAACAAGCACUACAUGCUUCUACGUCUCACCACAUCUGCAGGAACGUACGUCAAGGAGUUCGUGCACAGUGACCGGGGUCGCACCAACCCCAACAUCGCGUCGAUCUUGGGCUGCGAUGCUGAUAUCAUCCAACUUGACGUCGAAAGUCUGAUCGAUGCCCAGUAAAGACUCAGAUCCGAGCCAAUACAUCACAUAGAGAUACCCCCUUA